AUGCGACUGCUGACUGCUUCUUUUGUCUUGCAGCACAACCCCGAUUCCAAGCGAGGAGACUCUUUGCACCCCUGCUCAGCGAGAGGCAUCCUCAAUGUGCUUGCCCUGGUGGUGAUCGUGACAGGUCUAUUGGCUCUUUUUGCUGGUUACCCUAUCAUCGCGCAUUACACGAAGCACCCUGACAACACGUCUGGCUUCAACAUUGGCGGAACUAAUGGUUCAGGGCAGGUGCCAAAUGUUCCAAGCAUCUUGGGUCUCGUAGACAACGAUACACUUCCUGCAGACCGGGAGUGGACGAACGCCGAUGGUAUCAAGCAUCACUGUGUUUUUUCGGACGAGUUCAACACUCCAGGACGCACUUUCUGGCCUGGCGAUGAUCCCUACUGGACGGCGGUCGACAUUUGGUACGGAGCUACGGGCGAUUACGAAUGGUAUGCGCCUGAGCAGAUUAACACCACUGACGGACAUCUGCAAAUCACGAUGGAGGAUCGUCCCACUCACAAUCUCAACUUCCGAAGUGGAAUGCUUCAGUCCUGGAAUAAGUUCUGCUUUCAAGGUGGAUACAUUGAAUUCUCUGCCAUUUUGCCAGGCAGCCCGAACACUCAGGGCUGGUGGCCAGGUCUCUGGACCAUGGGCAACCUCGGUCGUCCCGGCUACCUUGGAACGACUGAUGUACGUAGUGUAACUUGGCCUUACAGUUAUCAAGGAUGUGAUAAUGGGAUCCGACCGAAUCAGAGUGAUAUUGCAAAUGGUACACCAGAUUCGGUUGUGACUUCUGUCAAGUAUGGCAAGACGGGUCUGAACUGGCUUCCAGGUAUGCGCCUUCCCUCAUGCACCUGCUCAGGCGAAGAUCACCCAGGUCCCAAUAACAACGUCGGUCGAUCUUCACCCGAAAUCGACGCGCUCGAAGCUCAGACGGCGGAGGGUGUGGGCGAGGCCUCGCAGUCGUUGCAGACCGCUCCAUUCGAUCUCGCCUACGAUUGGGAUCAAGACGUCGCGGUGCUUCACCCAGGAGGUGGGACGAAGAUCAACUCCUACACUGGCGGUGUGUACCAAGAGGCCGUCUCUGGUCUAUCGCCCAUCCCAAACAAGGCAUACGAGCUCGCCACCAACCCUACCUUUACGACCUUUGGUUUCGAGUACGUUCCCGACUAUGAUAACGACGGCAGCGGGUACAUCAGUUGGUACAUCGAUGGCAAGCAAACUUGGACAGUCACUGGCGCCUCGACACCGCCUCGUCCCAACAUCGGUAUCGGUCGCCGACCUAUCCCCACCGAGCCACUCUCCAUCAUCCUCAACUUGGGUAUCUCUGAAGGUUUCCAACACAUCGAGUUCGACACUCUCCAGUUCCCCGCUACCAUGAAGGUAGACUACGUUAGGGUGUACCAGCGCGAUGGUCAAGCCGACAAGACCACUUGCGAUCCCGCUGAUCAUCCAACUGCAGACUACAUCAACAGACAUGGGGACGUGUACAACAACCCCAACGUCACGCAGUGGAGAGACAAGUACAAUUGGCCCAAGAACAGGCUCAUCGACGGCUGCUGA
Molecule: messenger RNA, 1545 nt
Organism: Ceraceosorus guamensis
Lineage: Eukaryota; Fungi; Basidiomycota; Exobasidiomycetes; Ceraceosorales; Ceraceosoraceae
Product: concanavalin A-like lectin/glucanase
Exons: 6
Coding region: 1-1545 (514 amino acids)
Biological process (GO): (1->6)-beta-D-glucan biosynthetic process; fungal-type cell wall organization
Cellular component (GO): plasma membrane; endoplasmic reticulum membrane
Molecular function (GO): glucosidase activity
Source: RefSeq, a predicted model, not a curated record